ACAGAACCGACUCCSGUUGGACCGCAGGUUCUGGGAGGAGCAAAAGGAGGGGCCUUCCUCUGAAGGAGCUUCAUCAACACCAGCAGGAUGGAGACCAGCAGGAACAGAACCAUGGCCGACUCUCAGAACCACACCGGCUCGGAUGAGCUCAUCUUCUUCGUGAAUGGAAGGAAGAUUGUUGAAACGAACCCCGACCCUGAGAUGACUCUGCUGACGUACCUGAGGAGAAAAUUGGGGCUGACAGGAACCAAGCUGGGCUGUGCUGAAGGGGGAUGUGGCGCCUGCACCGUCAUGCUGUCCAGAUACCAGGCGGAGCCGCAGCAGCUGCUACAUUACGCCGUGAACGCCUGCCUCGCACCCCUGUGCUCGCUACACCUGGUUGCCGUGACAACGGUGGAGGGAAUUGGCAGUGUGGCGAGAAAGUUGCACCCUGUACAGGAACGGAUCGCCAAGUCUCACGGCUCUCAGUGCGGUUUCUGCACUCCGGGAAUCGUCAUGUCAAUGUACGCACUUCUGAGGAACAACCCCACUCCAAACAUGGCCGACGUGGAGGAGGCCUUCCAAGGAAAUCUGUGCCGCUGUACAGGAUACAGACCAAUUCUGGAGGGAUACAAGACAUUCACGGUGGUACGAACAGAUGUUAAAAACAUGGUGUACCCUGUGAUCUUGGCUCCUGGUUUCAUCGCUGAGCUGAAUGCAGUGACUCACACUGAGGAUGGCAUCGUGUUUGGUGCAGCAUGCACCCUCAGCCACAUGGGGGCGGUGCUGAAAGAGGCCGUUCAGACUCUUCCUCCUCAUCAGACUGAAGUCUUCCAGGCCGUCUUGGAGCAGCUGCGAUGGUUUGCAGGACAGCAGAUCCGUAAUGUAGCUGCCAUUGGUGGAAACAUCAUGACAGCCAGUCCCAUAUCAGACCUCAACCCUGUGUUUAUGGUGGCGGGCUGUAAACUCACACUGAGGGACAAAGAUGGCAGUCGGGAGGUUCAGAUGGACGACAGUUUCUUCACAGGUUACAGGAAGACAACCGUAMGACCUCAGGAGAUUCUGAUCUCUAUACUCAUCCCAUACAGCAAGAAGUGUCAGUUCGUCUCAGCUUUCAAGCAGUCCCCACGCCGUGAGGAUGACAUCAGCAUCGUCACCGCAGCGAUGAGCGCUAUCUUCUCUCCUGGRACUGAUAUAGUUAAGGACCUGAGGUUCAGUUAUGGCGGCAUGGCGCCGGUGACGGUACUGGCCAAAAAGACAGCAAACCGRCUGCUGGGAAAGCAGUGGGGGGAGGAGCUUCUUCAGGAGGCUUGCUCCUCUUUGGCUAAGGAGAUGAGCCUUGACCCCUCUGCACCUGGUGGCAUGGUGACAUACCGCCAAACCCUGACCCUAAGCCUUUUCUACAAGUUCUACCUGACGGUUCUGAAGAAGCUCAGAUUGCAGGGUCUGAAUGUGCAGGAGGUUAGUUCAGAGUGUCUGAGUGCCACAGAGAUUUACCAUCCAGACACACCGUCCAGCGUUCAGGUCUACCAGGCGGUGCCAGAGGGRCAGAACCAGGAUGACAUGGUGGGCCGUCCCAUAAUGCACCUGUCAGCCCUGAAGCAGGCCACAGGUGAGGCAGUUUACUGUGAUGAUGUGCCUCUCUACGAGAACGAGCUUUACCUGGCCCUCAUCACCAGCACCAAAGCUCACGCUAGGAUACUCUCUGUGGACGUAUCAGUGGCAGAGCGGUGUCCCGGAGUCGUCUGCUGUCUUUUUGCCAGUGACAUUCCCGGUAGUAACAUAACUGGAGUAAGACAAGAYGAGACGGUCUUUGCUGACGGCCAGGUGACCUGUGUGGGUCACAUUAUYGGUGCUGUGGUGGCCGACUCCCAGCUUCAUGCUCAGAGAGCUGCCAAAGCUGUGAAGAUUCAGUAUGAAGAGCUGAAGCCCAUCAUCACCAUCCAGGAAGCCAUCACCACCCAGUCCUUCUAUGAACCAAUCAGAACCAUCCAGAACGGAGACCUGGAAGCAGGCUUUAAACAAGCUGAUUAUAUACUGGAGGGUGAGAUCCAUAUGGGAGGUCAGGAGCAUUUUUACCUGGAGACAAACGUCACUCUAGCUGUUCCCCGAGAAGAAGAUGGAGAAAUGGAGCUCUUCAUUUCCAGCCAAUCGCCUUCUGAUUCUCAGUCUUUUGUAGCAAAGGCCUUGGGUGUCCCGUCAAAUAGGAUUCUGGUACGAGUUAAGAGGAUGGGUGGAGGGUUUGGAGGAAAGGAAAGUCGGACCACCGUGUUGUCCACCGUUGUUGCUGUGGCAGCAAACAAGUUGAAGAGACCUGUCAGGUGUAUGCUGGAUAGAGAUGAGGACAUGCUGAUCACUGGAGGUCGUCAUCCGUUCUACGGGAAAUACAAAGUUGGUUUCCUCCAGAGUGGGAAGGUUGUCGCUCUGGAUGUGACUUUCUAUAGCAAUUCAGGAAACUCCAUGGAUCUCUCCCUGGCAAUUAUGGAGCGUGCUCUGUUCCACAUGGAAAAUUCAUACCGUAUACCAAACGUGCGUGGCCAAGGCUUCCUGUGUCGCACCAACCUCCCAUCCAACACAGCCUUCAGAGGCUUUGGAGGGCCUCAAGGCAUGAUGGUGGCUGAGAACUGGAUUACAGAUGUGGCUCAUAGUCUGGGCCGCUCACCUGAGGAGGUGCGCCGGUUGAACCUGUACUUGGAGGGAGAGUCAACGCCCUACAAYCAGAUCCUGCAUGGGCUCACAUUGGAUCGCUGCUGGGAUGAGUGUCUGUCACGAUCUGAAUACGAACAACGACGAGCUGCUGCUGAUCUCUUUAACAGACAGAACCGGUGGACCAAACGAGGACUUGCGAUCGUGCCCACUAAGUUUGGCAUCAGCUUUACAGCCACCUUCCUCAAUCAGGCUGGAGCUCUCGUCCACAUCUACAGAGACGGCUCUGUGUUGUUGACUCAUGGAGGGACAGAGAUGGGACAGGGACUCCACACCAAGAUGGUCCAGGUGGCCAGCAUGGUUCUGGGUAUUCCCUGUUCAAAGAUUUUSAUCUCAGAGACCAGCACCAACACCGUGGCCAACACCAGCCCCACCGCUGCAUCCGCAUCCUCCGACCUCAAUGGGGCGGCCGUUCAGAARGCCUGCGAGACUCUGCUGAAGCGCCUGGAGCGGUUCAAGACCAAGAAUCCCAAAGGAUCAUGGGAGGACUGGGUGAAUGCUGCUUACUUCGACAGAGUCAACCUCAGUGCCAACGGCUUUUACAAGACUCCAGAUCUGGGCUAUGACUUUGACACAAACUCAGGCAGGGCCUUCAACUACUACAGCUAUGGAGUGGCUUGUUCAGAGGUGGAGAUAGACUGUCUGACUGGAGCUCACAAGAACUUGAGCACCACUAUAGUGAUGGACGUAGGUCACAGUUUAAAUCCAGCCAUCGACAUCGGACAGGUUGAGGGGGGCUUCAUGCAGGGUCUGGGCCUCUUCACGCUGGAGGAGCUCCACUACUCCCCUCAGGGGGUUCUCCUCACUCGGGGUCCUGGUUCCUACAAGAUUCCUGCCUUUGGCGACAUUCCCACUCAGCUGACCGUCUCGCUGCUCCGAGAUGCUCCCAAUGAAAAGGCCAUCUUUGCCUCCAAGGCGGUGGGUGAACCUCCUCUCUUUUUGGCGGCAUCUGUUUUYUACGCCAUCAAAGAUGCCAUCAGAGCCGCCCGGGCGGAGUCACGAAUGAUGGGACCCUUUAGGCUGGACAGUCCGGCCUCAGCAGAACGGAUCCGCAAUGCCUGUUGUGACCGAUUCACCAAACUGUGCCCUCCAGCUGAGCCAGGAACCUUCACCCCCUGGUCUGUACGGGUGUAGAGGACGAUUUGGUCUCAGAAGCUGUGAUCGUCUCAUCAAGUCCUGGUGUAAUGGAGGUUCUGGAUAUUUUGGAUGAUACAGAGAACCUCUGAGGUUCUGGGAGCAUUUCCACAAAUCUUCCCUCAAUAAAUCCACUUCGUCUAAUUUCACCAUCUGUAAGGACAAAUGUGAGCUACAUGACGAUGACUGUGUCUAGAGAAAAUAAAACUUGAUGAAACCUG
Messenger RNA from Poecilia reticulata (guppy), 4040 nucleotides. The record is from RefSeq and is a predicted model, not a curated record. NCBI's taxonomy places the organism in Eukaryota, Metazoa, Chordata, Actinopteri, Cyprinodontiformes, Poeciliidae.